This is a messenger RNA of Verticillium dahliae VdLs.17, 594 nucleotides long. RefSeq lists its product as uncharacterized. The transcript has 2 exons. The record is from RefSeq and is a predicted model, not a curated record. The coding region runs from base 257 to 457 and encodes 66 amino acids. Lineage: Eukaryota; Fungi; Ascomycota; Sordariomycetes; Glomerellales; Plectosphaerellaceae.
GGUCUGGUCGGUCUGUCAAACUCCGUGGGGAGAGGAAUUGGCAAAGCAUCGUACCGCGCUGCAACGUGUACCCAACCGAGAUCCCGAGCGACCAUCACUCCUCUUCCCACGGGCAGCAUCACACAGCAAGUACACAAACAAGGAUUGCGACAGUAUCAGAGCUUGACGACACCUUGACGACACGAGUACACACCCGACACAGCCAUACGAAGACCGAUUCCCCGACUUCGCAAUGUGGAUCACGCGACUCGUCUCCAUGACCAACUUCGCCGUGGCUUCGUCGGCACUCGGUUUCCAGGUCUUCGUUCUGUACCCCUGGCACGAGCAGCUGCAGCGCGACUUUGAGGACCUCAAGAAGGAACACCUGCGAGUCCUGGAUGCCAUCCGUGACAUGGAUGUCGAGGUCAAGCACGAAGCGAGCCGGUCCGUCUUGCAGCGGCUAGGAUGGCGCCAAUAAUGGAGGUCAAUUUUGGAUGAGAAACGAACAGACGAUCUUGGGAGUGUAGAAAACUAGAAAUACCCAGUCUUGCGACUCCAAUCGAUUGCCAGCAGAUUCUUAGCCAGCGCUUUUGCAGAAUUGCAGUGCCGAAGACC